AGUUCUCUACUGUAUUUGCACGCUUUACCUUCACCCUCCGCCUGCGUCCCGAGGCCCCCGGUAGACAGGAGAAAACGGGCCAAGAAGAAGUCAACAUCUGCUGAGCCAUACCAAGAUUAAGGUUAUGAAACAAUGGAUGACUGACAAAUAAGAAAUAUUGACUUUAGUAGUUCCAGGAGUAGAGCGUCACAUCAAUAUUUGAUUUUUUUUUUCCUCUCACAUUUUUGGCUCGAGAUAUUUUCUCCCUCUUUUUGGCAAAAGGAGACAACUUUACGUUUGGAUUUUUCCACCCGAAAACUUCGAACUUUGCGAAGGAUUUUAUAUUUAUUUUGAUUUUUUCUAUUUCUUCCCCAAAAUAAUCCGGUCACAGAUACGUCUUUCCCCUCCAGAGAUUUGUGUUGGGGAUGUUGAGCUCUGUGAAGAUGGAAACCCAUGAUCUACCAGAGUGGAAUACUUUCUACAGCGAGGCCAGUGAGAUGUAUUCCUCUCCCAGCACUAUGAACUCUGGUCUGGGCUCCAUGGGCUCCAUGGGCACCAUCAACAGCUACAUCAACCUGAACCCGGCCACCGCCUCCCCUGCAGGUAUGAACAUGGCAUACCCCAGCUCCAGCCUCAGCAGUUCCCCGCUGGCCUCCAUGGGCUCUGGGGCCGGCCACAUGUCUCUCUCCCCCGUGGCCCCGUCCCUCAGCUCAGGCUCUCUAACUCAGCUGGGCCCCGCUGCUCCCGGUUCCCUGGGCUCCCUGUCCCACUACCAGAACAUGGGCCAGUCUAUGAGCCAACUGGGAUACCCCUCCACUGCGAGCCUGAGCCGAGCCGGGCCCAAAGAGAUUCCCCCGAAGCCCUACCGACGCUCCCUGACCCACGCCAAGCCACCAUACUCAUACAUCUCCCUCAUCACCAUGGCAAUCCAGCAGAGUGGCAGCAAGAUGCUCACCCUGAACGAGAUCUAUCAGUGGAUCAUGGACCUGUUCCCUUACUACCGCGAGAACCAGCAGCGCUGGCAAAACUCCAUCCGUCACUCGCUCUCCUUCAACGACUGCUUUGUGAAGGUGGCUCGCUCACCAGAUAAGCCAGGCAAAGGUUCUUACUGGACUCUGCACCCACAGUCAGGCAACAUGUUUGAGAACGGCUGCUACCUGAGGCGCCAGAAACGCUUCAAGAUUGAGGACAAGAUGGCAAAGAAAGGAAGCAAGAGCCAGGAAGUGGGCUCAGGGAAAGGAGGCCACAGUGGAGAUCACCUGGUGGAGGAUCGCAGCCCCACAGGAGGAUCAGAGGGAGCCGAUUCUGCCCACUCAGACAACUCCCACCCGGGUUCUUCAGAUGACCAGCCGCAUCCCAGAAACUCCCUGGUUCCACUAGACUGCCCACCGCUGUCCUCCUCACACUUGCACAGUCCGCCUGUCUCCCUGCCUCCAUCCUCCUCCACCUCCUCCUCCAUCCCUCCAUCUUCCUUGUCCCUCUCUGCCACCUCCUCAUCCAACCCGCUCCUCCACUCCCAGUCUUUAGCAGGUAGCACCCACCUCCUGCCCAGCACCAUGCAGCAGCACAUGGACCUACAGAGCGACGCUCUCAAGUCCCUGGACCCCCACUACAACUUCAACCACCCCUUCUCCAUCACCAACCUCAUGUCCAAUGAGCAGAAGAUGGACCUCAAGUCCUACCAGGACCAGGUGAUGGCCUACAACAGCUAUGCCGGUGGCUCUCCUGUGGGAGCCAAGCAGAUCUAUGACAGCUCCGGGCCAGCCACCAUGGACUCAGGUGCUUAUUACCAAACUCUGUACAGUCGCUCAGUGCUCAACGCCUCCUAAUAUGGACAGUCACCCACCCACGCACGGACACCUGUCUGUGGUGGUGAGCCAAGAUGGAGACUUCUCUUUCUCUCUGCCUUUUCUAAAAUGGACACCCAAGCUCUCUUUAUCUUCCUCUUUCUUUCUCUCUCCCUCUCUGGCUCACGUCCAGUGGCCUUGGAAGAGACUCACAUCUAAAAUGGCUGCCGUGUUUGAGGGACCAAAGAACAUGGAGACUGGGUUGGUUACAUGGAGGACAGAAAAGUGAAGUUGGAUGAUAAGAAGUCUUAACUAAGGAUGAAGACAGUUGACUCUGCUGUGUGUAAGUCAAUACAGAUGUCAGAUCCCGUCUUUGCCCGUCGCAGGAGAAACUGCAUGUGGCAAAAUUGGCUUUGUACAAAAUGUAAAUAGAGCUAAUGUGGGGGGAAAAGGAUAUUUGCAUUUAUUUAUGAAGGGAAUAAAUUUUAAUAUAUCUUGUAUAGUGCUCUGUCGACCAGUUACAACCCAAAUGUGAGUUUGUGUUUUUUUUUUUAACCAAAGACGGAGAGAAGGAGGCAAGUUUCAGGUUACUGCUUCAGGCAGGUGUUACUGCAGAGGGAGACAGGUUAAAAAAAAAAAAAGUUUAAAAAAUUUUGUUACAGCAUUUCACACUACAUUCCGUCAUUUCUGUCACAUCAGACAUCCGUCAAUGUACAUGUAGCUCAUGAAGUUUGUUCUUUCAAAAUAAAGAUUUGUAAGUGUGUUUGAUAUGAAGACAAAAAAAGCCGUCCUUUCGUCCUUACUGAAGCACAGACGAAACAGAAAUAAAUUAAAAAACAAACUUCUACAGCCAGAAGGAAAGAGGCAAAGUAACUGUGGUAAAAAAAAAAAAAAAUCUUAAAAAAAGAGCAUGCUGUGUUUCUGUUUAAUGGCCCCAAACAUUCCCUGUUGUUACCUAUGUGAGAGCAUUAAAACUAAAUGCUUUUCCUCAGACUGUAACAUUUUGAAUAAGAGACAGCUGGUGAGGUGCAUGGGGGAGUUUAGUCAGUUACUAAAACAGUGGAAGGGAGGAGAGAUGCACUAUAGGAGGAUUUACAUACAGUACUUUGCACUAUGGAGCUCCCACUUGUCAGGUGGGCUGAUAGUGUGUGUGUUUGUGUGUGUGUGUGUUACAACAAUUCUUAGGAAUGCCCCCCCCCACCCCCACCCAGACCC
This is a messenger RNA of Lates calcarifer (barramundi perch), 2981 nucleotides long. RefSeq names its product forkhead box A3 (gene foxa3). Gene Ontology annotation, molecular function: RNA polymerase II cis-regulatory region sequence-specific DNA binding; transcription factor binding; protein domain specific binding. The transcript has 2 exons. Bases 405 to 1808 code for a protein of 467 amino acids. Gene Ontology annotation, biological process: cell differentiation; anatomical structure morphogenesis; regulation of transcription by RNA polymerase II. NCBI's taxonomy places the organism in Eukaryota, Metazoa, Chordata, Actinopteri, Centropomidae. The record is from RefSeq and is a predicted model, not a curated record.